UGUUUGUAGUUAUGAAUAGCACGCAAAAUGACUUGCCAAGGCUUGAGUAACAAAAAUCCAGGAGUCAGAGCUGAGCAGGAUACAGCACUAGCACCGAGUGUUGGAAACAAAAGAACGUCCAGUUAGAGUGAGAGUGCGAGAGGGAGAGAGAGAGAGAGAGAGAGAGAACAAGAAGAAAAUGCAGGCCAAAAGGAAAGAGCACGAAUCGAAAUGGUUUUUAAAUGUUAUGGGACACGUCAUGUUCACAUCAGUCUUUCUGGUUUCAACAUCAGGGAGAGACCUUGAAGAAUUACCAAAGCCCGAGAAUGUAUCUGUGAAUUCGAUCAACAUGAGGCACAUCCUGAGGUGGAGUUCUGUGAGAGUGCCGCUGGGAGAGGUCAGCUACUCAGUGCAGUUUCAAGGAGAGUUUGAACGAAAUCACAGGAAGACCUGGGUGGCAAUCACAGAGUGCUCCAGCAUCAGGGAAACAUGGUGUGACGUCACGGCAGAUAUAUCGUCAGAUGUUGGCUAUGAUCUGAAGGUUCGGACAGAACUUGGAAAUGUCACUACCGAGUGGCAAAAUCUCAGUAAACUCUUCAAUCGGAAAGAGACCAAUCUGACAGCACCGACAUUGACUGCUGCAGUGAGUGGUGGUCGGGUUACACUGAAUGUCAGUGAAAUAAAGAAGAACAUCAAUGCUAAUAUUUAUUACUGGAAGGAAGGAGUGGAGCAGCAGGUUAUGAAUGUUUCCUUAGACCAAACUCAGAUACCUUACUACCUCUCUGUGGAAAAGGGGGUAGCUUACUGUUUUCAAGCACAACUCUACAUCUUAGAAUACAACAAGUUCAGCUCCUUCAGUGACAUCAUGUGUGAGACGGUCAGUGAUGAUACCAUGUCCAAAGGCAACUCGGUGAAAAUCGUCACAGCGUUACUUCUUGGAGUGUGUUUUCUAGCCGCCUCACUGUUUUGCAUAGGGAGAUUCUGUUGUAGGACUCGGCCUGUAUGGCUUCCCAAAAUUUCAGCCCCUUAUGUUUCAAAUUUUGAAAACCUUCGAGGGGACGUCCUGAAAGAAGACUACAGCCAGGAAAGUUGUGAUACUGUCGAGGUCUGGCAUCAGUCGGAGACUUUGCUCGUUGUACAUGAAUCACCGACUGCACGGGAAAGGGUAAACAGCAGAGAUGGCAAAGAGGGCAGGCCAAUGAACUAUGUUGCAUAUGGAGAAGUUUGUCAAUCCUAAAGGUCAAUGCCGAUUAGAUAUCAGAAAGGAUACCAAUCUCAAAUGAAUUUUGGACAGACUGAUUAAGCCAUGAGGAAAUUACACUGCAGAUGCCUUGCAGGGCCUUUUAUAAGAUGAUCAACAGGUCAUCACUAUGCACAACUGGCUAAAUUGGAUCUCGGGCUGCUAAGGAUUUCAACUCCUGACAUACAAAUAUCUCCAAAGAUAGAUACAAAGUUCUGGAGUAACUGAGUGGGUCAGGCAGCCUCCCUAGAGAAAAGGAAUAGUUGACGUUUUGGGUCGAGACCCUUCAUCGGAUUGAAAUAUCUCCACAGGGUAUGAUACACUGACAGACAAUAGACAAUAGGGGCAGGAG
Amblyraja radiata (thorny skate) is the source of this 1571-nucleotide messenger RNA. RefSeq names its product cytokine receptor family member B16 (gene il20rb). The coding region runs from base 179 to 1216 and encodes 345 amino acids. Gene Ontology annotation, molecular function: interleukin-20 binding; cytokine receptor activity. Gene Ontology annotation, cellular component: plasma membrane. Gene Ontology annotation, biological process: cytokine-mediated signaling pathway. The record is from RefSeq and is a predicted model, not a curated record. The transcript has 7 exons. NCBI's taxonomy places the organism in Eukaryota, Metazoa, Chordata, Chondrichthyes, Rajiformes, Rajidae.